CACGGCAUGAUGAAGUAUGCAAAUUUAGUUAGCUUCGCAAUGGCCAGCAAUCAUUUGGAGGCGGUUUUAAGGGAAUGGAAAAACAAUCUGUACAAAGACCUUGAAUUCGUUUUCGUGGCCAACAGAGACUCUUUGAAAAUAGAUUUUGCACUGCUUUUAACCACACAAAAAGGAAAGGCUGGUGACGUUUUCUGGCGAUUCUUUGUUGAUGCCAUCAAAGAAAAUAACAAAGUUGAAAAUGUUACCUUAAACUUUGCCCCAAAGACUUUUCAAUCCGGAUUCUUGGACCAUUUCCUAAUGAUUAAAUCUGCUCUGCAAAAUAAAAGAAACCUGCAAAUUCUAAAAAUAGCGUUAAAAGGGCCAGCCGAUCCGCCUCCGCUUGGCCAUACCAUUUCCUCUUUAUGGUGAGCAAGGUGCCAAUAGCUAUAAGAAUGCAGCCCAGACAAAGUAAUCCCACACCAGUGUAUC
Molecule: messenger RNA, 468 nt
Organism: Drosophila kikkawai
Lineage: Eukaryota; Metazoa; Arthropoda; Insecta; Diptera; Drosophilidae
Source: RefSeq, a predicted model, not a curated record